This is a messenger RNA of Penaeus monodon (black tiger shrimp), 3221 nucleotides long. Its product is annotated as caspase-1-like. Gene Ontology annotation, cellular component: cytoplasm. The transcript has 8 exons. Bases 233 to 1147 code for a protein of 304 amino acids. The record is from RefSeq and is a predicted model, not a curated record. Lineage: Eukaryota; Metazoa; Arthropoda; Malacostraca; Decapoda; Penaeidae. Gene Ontology annotation, biological process: apoptotic process; proteolysis.
CUUCCCUGGUUCACUUAUUUUCUUUCAGUUAGGCAAAAGCAAGGAAGCAACACGCACGAGAGGAACGGACAUAUUAGGGUGAGAAUUUGGGGAUGAUUUAGGAAAGGGAGAAAAGAAGAAAAAAAAAUCAGAAAAAGAUAUAAUAACGGAAGUGAAUAAGUGAGGCAUUUGGAAUAACUCUCCCGUCGAAGAGAUAACAUUUUUGAAGAAUAAAAGGCCGCAAGAAGCUACCAUGGAGGAAACAGUCAACGGAGGGAGCCAACACGACGAGCCAAGGGGGACCAACGGCCAAGUGGGCGACCCCGGCAGCAGUGAGACCGAUGCCGGGGGUCUUGGGCGGACGGGUGUGGACGGCAUGCCUCUAGGCUUCGCGAGAAUGUCAGCAGAGCGUGACGCCGUGCGCUACAACAUGAGCCACAAGCAGCGUGGCCACUGCGCCAUCUUCAACCACCGCCACUUCGACGAGCACACAGGCCUUGGGGAGAGGAAUGGCACAGACCGCGACCGUGACCAGGCACAGGCGCUCUUCACUAACCUUGGGUUCCAAGUGACUGUCCACAACAACCUCAGGGUGUAUGAGAUCAAGGAGAAACUCCAGGAUCUCGCUUUCGACGUAAACCACUCGGAAUGCGAUGCGCUGGUCGUGGUGUUCAUGUCGCACGGGGAGAAGGACGUUCUUUGGGGGCGUGACGGCACCUUUAAUCCCGAUUACCUGUUUGAGAAUUUCAAAGCUGACCAGUGCCCUACCCUCGCAGGAAAGCCGAAGCUCUUCUUCAUCCAGGCAUGCCGCGGUGAGAAACUGGACGCAGGCACGACCCUCAAGCAGGACGACAUCGACGCCGGCUCCCAGGCCUAUUAUAAGAUCCCCAACGCGGCCGACUUCCUGGAGUGUUGGUCCACUGUACCUGGUCACUACUCUUGGCGCAACCCCGCCAAUGGCUCGUGGUUCAUUCAGUCGCUGGUGAAGGUGCUGACCCAAGACAGUGCGCAUGACGACUUACUCUCCAUGAUGACCAGCGUGAACCGGAACUUGAUUCUGAACUUCGAAUCCUUCUGCCCAUAUGAACAGGUCAUGCAUAGGAAAAAACAAGCUGCUUACAUUGUCUCAACCCUGAUGCGAAAGGUUUACUUUACCCCAAAGUAUUGACUGGUCCCCGAGCAUAGGGAAGGAGGAGGCAGGUCUGACGCUAUGCUCAGGGACGUAAUAGAAGAGGCCCCAAUAGCCAGAGCUGAGGAGGUGCAGGAACAAGAGCUGGGAGGUGCACUUGUGGCCCCCAAUACCAGGAAGAUGUCUAUGAUUAGUAAUUCAUAUGUGCGUGUGUGUUCUUUUAUCACAUUCAUUGUACAGAUUUGAGAUUUCUCAAUCCCUUUCUGUUGUUCUGUACGAGCAAAUCCCAACCUUAACAGAGAAGAUAACGCCCUCUAGUAAUAAGAAUGUAGCCUUGACCUUUUCUGACAUGGGAUUUGCCUCGUCUGUGCAUGACUGCUUGUUGUUUUUUUGUGUAUGUGUGUGCGUGUGUGUGUGUGUGAGAGAGAGAGAGAGAGAGAGAGAGAGAGAGAGAGAGAGAGAGAGAGACCUGGCACUGGAGUUCUUAAUAUUAUCGAAUUUUGUGGAUUUUAGGUCGCAAAUAUGCGAACUUUGAGGCGGUAAGACGGAAUCUUUGUUUUUUAUUUCUUCAUAAGGAUAUGUGCUCAUCUUUGCGCGUUUUAGUACGUUUUAAGAUCUCAUCCGCAUUAUAACUUUUGCGGUUUUCUAGUUGUGUAUAAUUUUAUCUCUUCAAGUUUUAUUUGUCUGAGUUUUCUUGAACGUUUAAUGUUACUUUUACUGUUACCAUUCUUGGAAUAUUUAGUGGUAUUUUCAUGUUUUUCGACGAAUAUAUGUAAUUAAGAUGAUCUUUCUCGUUUUAAUCCUAAAGUUCAUAUUAAGACGUGAUAUACCUUGAUUUAAAAAAAUUACAGUAAAACAUAGAUAUGACUUGUCGAUAAGUUAUGAUAAUAAACCAAAGAUGGAAAAUUGAGAUGACAUGAAGACUGACGCUAUUUCUGUGGGAUAUUAAAUUUUACAGUAAGAUUGGCCCGGAGGAAGAGUAAGAGGAAUGACAAAAGUUUUAGGAUUAAAAAACGAAAACAUGAAAGGUCCAAAACCAUAAGUGAAUAAAAUCUUAAGGGAAAAGUGCCCAGCGAUGAAGAAUUCUCUUCGUGUAAAAAUCGUCAGUGAUUCUUUUUAUUCUUAUGUUGGAAUAUUGUAAGUUGAAGCCCCAUAAAUCUAGACCUACCAUCAGAUUACCAUGUCUUUCAUUGAUGGCACUUGUACAUUGGUGACUUUUUAAAUGUGAUUUUUGUUGUAGUGAAGAGAUUCAACUGUCUGUCCUGCAUGUGUAUUAAUGAUAUGAUUUCAUAUAGAAAACAAUGCUCAAAUCUCCACCUAAUAAUGAGAUUUCAUAGGAUCACGUUUUGUCAUUUCGUCUCGUAAACUGAGAGUUCAAAGUGCCGAGCCCAUUGUCUUUCGGGGUUUAGUUUUAGCUGGGACUCUGUGGAUCAGGAGUCCUUGCCCGACUCGCAUACAGGAGAUACAACCCUUAAGGAUAUAUUUUCCCUACUAUUUGUAACAGGUACAGCUCCUUCUGUGUCUAUAUGUGCAGUAGUAAAGAGCAAGUCAUUUGAGUCCUGCACUGCUGCAUCUUUUGGAAAUAAACCUGACUUGUUUUCAGCCAGAAAUGGAGAGGAAAGUAAAGAACAGUCUGCCAGUAUUCUUUUUUUAAUGUGCACUAGUGUUGGAAUAAGGCUCAAACUAAUGCUUGCCUGUUCCAGCAUUGUAUUUCUCAGGUUCCUAAAGCACUUCUUCAAGGGGUUAAGGCACUGAAUAUAUUUAAAUUUCCUGCAGUGUUAAAUGAUUGGAAUAACAUGUUUUUUUUCUUCUUCUUCUUCUUCUUCUUUCCUCUGGCAAUUUUGUUGUAGAAACGGAAUUAGGAUUUGUUAUAAAAAAAAGAUGUCAGUUUAUGUUGGAGAUAUAACAAAGAAAUCAAAUACAUGUAUCUAAGAUGAAAACUUAUUUACUUAAGUUGGAUGGAUAUCGUUGUUAGCAUUUUGUUACUAUUUAUGUAAUUUGGGAAUGGAUACAAUUUUUCAAAAGAUCAGGGUAUCUGACGAGAAGAUCUGUGUAAAGUGUAGUUUGAAAGAGAAAGUGAUUUGCAAGUGAAAUGAAUAAAUUUUUUGAUGAU